Falco peregrinus (peregrine falcon) is the source of this 2117-nucleotide messenger RNA. RefSeq names its product phospholipase B domain containing 2 (gene PLBD2). Gene Ontology annotation, biological process: phospholipid catabolic process. The transcript has 12 exons. Gene Ontology annotation, molecular function: glycerophospholipase activity. NCBI's taxonomy places the organism in Eukaryota, Metazoa, Chordata, Aves, Falconiformes, Falconidae. The coding region runs from base 42 to 1727 and encodes 561 amino acids. The record is from RefSeq and is a predicted model, not a curated record. Gene Ontology annotation, cellular component: extracellular region.
CGCCCCUCCGCCCCGGCCAGCCCCUCCGCCCCGGCCCCGCCAUGGCGGCGCUGCGGGCGGUGUUGGUGGCCGCGCUGGCCGCGGCACUGGCCCCGGUAGCCCCGGUCCGCGCAGCCCCCGCCGCCGUCCCGCCGCCCCGUAACGUCUCGGUGCUGCUGGAGCCCGGGUCGGGGCGGCUCCGCGUCCUGCCCGGCCGCCACCCCGCCGCCGUUGCCUGGGCCAGCCUGGAUGACCGUAUCCCCGCCGUCGGCUGGGCCUUCCUGGAGGUGGCCACCAACGCCUCGUACAGCGACAGCCUGCAGGCCUACGCCGCCGGGCUGGCCGAGGCCGCCGUCUCGGAGCAGCUGAUGUACAUGCACUGGAUGAACACCAUGGUGGGCUACUGCGGCCCCUUCAAGUACCAGAGCGAGUACUGCGAGAGGCUGCGCGGCUACCUGGAGGCCAACCUGGGCUGGAUGGAGGAGCAGAUGGGCAAGGGGGAGGACCCCCAGUACUGGCACCAGGUGCGCCUGGCCCUGCUGCAGCUGAAGGGGCUGGAGGACAGCUACAACGGGCGCCUGGACUUCCCCCAGGGCAGGUUCACCCUGGCGCCCUUUGGCUUCCUCCUGCUACAGUUGGGGGGUGACCUGGAAGACCUGGAGUCUGCCCUGAACCGCUCCUCCCCGCAGCGUGUCCUGGGCUCGGGCUCCUGCUCUGCCCUCCUGAAGCUGCUGCCGGGCCAUCGGGAUCUCCUGGUCGCCCAUGACACCUGGACCUCCUACCAGUCCAUGCUGCGCAUCAUCAAGAAGUACACGCUGCCCUUCCGUGCCUCAGCCAGUGGCAAUUCUCAGAUCCCCGGGAGCAUCCAGGUGUUUUCCUCCUACCCCGGCACCAUCUUCUCUGGGGAUGAUUUCUACAUCCUCAGCAGUGGGUUGGUAGCGCUGGAAACCACCAUCGGGAACAACAACCCGGCGCGGUGGAAGUACCUGGACCCACGGGGCAGCGUCCUGGAGUGGCUGAGGAACAUUGUGGCCAACCGCCUGGCCCGCAGUGGUCCCGAGUGGGCUGCCAUCUUCCGACGGUUCAACAGUGGCACGUACAACAACCAGUGGAUGGUGGUGGACUAUAACGCCUUCACACCAGGCAGAGCAAACCCGCCUCCAGGACUGCUGACUGUGCUGGAGCAGAUCCCGGGCCUGGUGGUGGCAGCUGAUCAGACGGAGCUGCUGUACCAGCAAGGCUACUGGGCCAGCUACAACCUGCCGUACUUCGAGGAGAUCUUCAAUACCAGCGGGAACCCAGAGCUGGUUAAGAAAUACGGUGACUGGUUCACCUAUGACAAGAACCCACGGGCCCAGAUCUUCCGCCGGAACCAGACGCUGGUCCAUGACCUGGAUUCCAUGGUCCGCCUGAUGAGGUCCAACAACUACCUGCGGGACCCGCUGUCACGGUGCAGGGGCUGUGACCCCCCCCAGAACGCAGAGAACGCCAUCUCCGCCCGCUCUGACCUCAACCCCCCCAACGGCACCUACCCUUUCCCUGCCCUGCGCCAGCGCUGCCACGGCGGCACCGACAUGAAGGUCACCUCCUCAGGCAUGGCCCCCGCCUUCGGGCUGGUGGCCGCCAGCGGUCCCGCCUGGGAUGACGUGCCCCCCUUCCGUUGGAGCGCAUCCCCAUGCAGCACCCUGCUGCACAUGGGCCACCCUGACCUCUGGACUUUCCCCCCCAUCAAGGUCCGCUGGGACUGAGCGGGUGCCACCGUCCAUCUGCAGGCGUCUGUCCUGCUUGGGAGGGAUCCCUUAUGGGGGGAGCAGCUGGGGGAUCGCAGUGCUACCCCCUCUCCCCUAUCACCCUGGCUUUGGGUGCAAGGGGGGUCCUCUGAUCCCCUGGCUCUUCCAGCUUCUGCCUCUUGCCACCGCAUCCCUGCGUGCUGGGCGUGCUGCGCAGGGGGCUGUGCCCCCUCCCCCUCAAGGGGCUCCGGCCCUGGGACGCUUCCCUGCCUUCCCUGCGUGCUGACAUCUGGUUCGGGGGGCUCUUCCCAGAGAAGGGGCGGUCCUGCGAGGCUGGGGCUCGCCUGCAGGGCGGAGGGGAGUUGAGCUGGUUUGGCUGUGACAAAUAAAGCAGUGUGUGUCUGUGCA